GAAGGUAAUGGCUAACUACCGGUUUAGCCGCAGCCCUUUCCUGUUAGCCGACGCACAGCUUCCAUCUCAUUCAACAUUUAACGUUAGAUACUUCACCUCAUCUCGUUAACAUUUCUACGCGGCCUAUAGUAAAAUAACACAACCAUGGCAGAGGCCAUUCAAAAGAAAUUGAAAGCGGAAGUAGAAAAAUAUUCUCAGAUGCAGAAAGAUGUUAGCAAGAGCAUGUCAGCCAGACAGAAGCUGGAAACGCAACUGGCAGAGAACAAUAUUGUCAAAGAGGAGCUUGACCUGCUGGACACUACAAACACAGUGUAUAAGCUUAUUGGCCCAGUAUUAGUGAAGCAAGACCUGGAUGAGGCCAAAGCCACCGUCACCAAAAGGCUGGAGUACAUCAACGGAGAGAUUCAAAGGUAUGAGACUCUCCUGAAAGACAUGGAAAAGAAAUCCGAUAAUCAUCGAGAACUCUUGUCCAGUUUGCAGCAGGAGUAUCAGAGAGCUCAGGGCCUGGCUGUUGGCAAAGUCUGACCAAGAGAUCUGGCACACACACACACACACACACACACACACAAGAAGAAUGGCAUAGUCAAGACUUAAUGUAGACCUUCAACAAAAGGCUGGUAAACUUCUGCCUGUAGCUUGUCAAUUAUUUGUUCAUUACAGUGACUUUUCCCUUGUUUCUAAUAAAGGUGUUUUUCAUGAACGGUCAUACCCUC
Cyclopterus lumpus (lumpfish) is the source of this 713-nucleotide messenger RNA. RefSeq names its product prefoldin subunit 6 (gene pfdn6). The transcript is spliced from 4 exons. Gene Ontology annotation, molecular function: protein-folding chaperone binding. The record is from RefSeq and is a predicted model, not a curated record. Gene Ontology annotation, cellular component: prefoldin complex; cytoplasm. Lineage: Eukaryota; Metazoa; Chordata; Actinopteri; Perciformes; Cyclopteridae. Bases 145 to 525 code for a protein of 126 amino acids. Gene Ontology annotation, biological process: chaperone-mediated protein complex assembly; protein folding.